Molecule: messenger RNA, 269 nt
Organism: Funneliformis geosporum
Lineage: Eukaryota; Fungi; Glomeromycota; Glomeromycetes; Glomerales; Glomeraceae
Source: the annotation of a GenBank genome assembly
AUGUCAGAUGAAAAGGGGUCAUUGGAAUAUCUCCCAAUCUAUUCAUUUCUCUUUUCGAAUGAAAAAGGGUCUAGCUUAUAUAAUGCUUAUGUCCGGGAUGAAGUGGAAGAUAAAUUGCCUUUAAGAGCUGUGAUUGAUAUAGAUGCAUCGAAAGAAGAUAUGGAAACAGCUAAUGUUAAAGGACAGGAAGUAUUUAUUCGAAUCUGUUGCUCUUUCAUAAGAGUUUUGUAUCGAAUUCUUGACUGUGGUUGGAAAGAUAUUCUCAAAGG